AUGGCUGGCCGUUACGAACGAGUCAACAUCCAAGACGAGGAAGACUCCCAUCCGCAGCAACACCUUAGCCUCGGCGAAACGGUCGUCCCCAACUCGCCACCGCCGUCCUUUCGCUCACGGGCGUCAUCCCGCGCGAGGCAGAACCAGGUCGACCCGGAUCUCGCCGACGCAUUCGAUAGCGACAAUGAUAGCGAUGACGAGGCCGACGACAGACGGCGACUAGUCCGCCAGGCAGCGACGCCAGCCACGACGGCGAGCGGGAGCACGUCCCCGAUGCCUGCACCAUCUACAACACUCCCAUCAGCAGGGCCGGCGGUGUCGGCGGCGACCAGGGGACGAGUCGUUGGCGGUGGCGUUGGUACCGACGGCGUGUUUGCCAACAUGUCGGCGCGGCCGGAACGGGAGACUGCCGCCGAAAAAGAAGAGAUGCCACCUACAUAUGAGCAAGCCGCGGCGGACUCCGCGCCCCCGUACUGGGAGACAACGAUCUUGGCACCCGGCCUCGGCGGCCUUGAUGAGGUCUACGUCGACGGCAUGCCCGUCGGCUCCGUCUUCUCCUUCAUCUGGAACGGCAUGAUCUCGACGUCCUUCCAGCUGGUCGGCUUCCUGCUCACCUACCUGCUGCACUCGACGCACGCGGCCAAGAACGGCUCCCGCGCAGGCCUCGGCAUCACCCUCAUCCAGUACGGCUUCUAUAUGCGCGGCACCGUCGAUGGCGAGAUGCCACCGGCGAUGGGCGGCGGGCCCGACGGCUACGCAGAGCCCCAAGACCCCAACGCCCACGACUUCAAGCCCGGCGAUGUCGCUGGAGGCGGUGGCGCGGGGGACUUCUCCGGCGGAGAGUGGAUGUCGUAUGUGUUGAUGAUUGUCGGCUGGUUCAUACUCAUCAAGAGCGUGGCCGACUUCUUGCAGGCCCGUCGCCACGAGCAGCUCGUCAUGCAGAGCCCAGAUCGCGGGCUCGGCGUGGCCGUCAUCGCUGAGGGCGAGUCGGCGGAACGGGUGGUCUAA
This is a messenger RNA of Cordyceps fumosorosea ARSEF 2679, 1008 nucleotides long. Its product is annotated as metal homeostatis protein bsd2. Gene Ontology annotation, cellular component: endoplasmic reticulum; perinuclear region of cytoplasm; Golgi apparatus. The transcript has 3 exons. The coding region runs from base 1 to 1008 and encodes 335 amino acids. The record is from RefSeq and is a predicted model, not a curated record. Lineage: Eukaryota; Fungi; Ascomycota; Sordariomycetes; Hypocreales; Cordycipitaceae. Gene Ontology annotation, biological process: positive regulation of protein ubiquitination; ubiquitin-dependent protein catabolic process; metal ion transport.